GAUCUGACCACCACAAGAGUUUAUCUCCCCUCUUCCUACUUCCUCCUCAGAUCUUCAUCUCUCCCCUUUCACGGAUCCUCUGUUUUUUUGCUCUGUUUUGAGAAGAUGGGUGUUGAGGUUGUAAAGUCCGGUGGAUUUGAGGUUGCUCCGGCUCCUUUUGAAGGAAAGCCAGAGACUAACGGGAAGGUUGCGGAUAAGGUCGCCAUCAAGUUCGGUUCACACGGUGAGCAACCGCCAAAGAAAGCUGAGGAGAGUAACAACAAGAACAAUGUGAAGAUCUCUGAUGUACCAAAAGAUGCAGCGGAAGAGUGGCCUGCUGCUAAGCAGAUCCGCUCUUUCUACUUUGUUAAAUACCGUCAUUUCGAUGACCCCAAGAUCAAAGCUAAGCUUGAUGUAGCUGAUAAGGAGCUUGAGAAGUUGAACAAGGCCCGGAGUGCAGUUUAUGAGCAGUUGAAAGCUAAGAGGGCGGAGAGAUCUGAGUUGUUUGACCUGUUGGACCCGUUGAAGACAGAGCGUCAAGGAUACAACACCAAGUUUGAUGAGAAGAAAAAGGAGAUGGAGCCAUUGCAGCAAGCUUUGGGGAAGCUAAGGGGUAAUGAUGGUGGAAAUGCUCGUGGGCCUGCUAUAUGUUCCUCUGAGGAAGAGCUGAAUAAUAUGAUAUACAGCUACCAGUAUAGGAUUCAACAUGAAAGCAUUCCUUUAACUGAGGAGAAGCAGCUUCUUAAAGAGAUCAGGCUGCUUGAAGGGACAAGAGACAAGGUCAUUGCUAAUGAGGCUCUGAGAGCUAAGAUCAAAGAAUCUAUGGGUCAGAAAGAUGAUAUCCAAGGUCAAGUUAAGUUAAUGGGUGCUGGCUUGGAUGGAGUGAAGAAGGAGAGGCAAGCCAUUUCAGCAAGGAUUAAUCAGCUGAGUGAGAAAGUGAAAGCAGCUAAAGAUGAGAUUCAGGUGCUGGAGACUGAGCUGAAGACUGUGACUGAAAAGAGAGACAAAGCUUAUUCAAACAUUCGUGAGCUUAGGAAGCAAAGAGAUGAAACGAACUCUGGAUUCUACAAUGGCCGUAAUGUGUUGAACAAAGCUAGAGAUUUGGCUGCACAAAAGAACAUAGAGGAGCUUGAGGCGCUCUCCAAUGCAGAGGUUGAGAAAUUCAUCUCCCUCUGGUGCAGUAAGAAGAAUUUCAGAGAAGAUUACGAGAAGAGACUCUUGCCAUCACUUGAUGCUAGGCAGCUGAGCCGAGAUGGACGGAUGAGGAACCCUGAAGAGAAGCCUCUGAUUGCUCCAGAGGCAUCACAAGCAAAGGCUGCUGCGCCUUCUCAAACCGAGGUUGCUCCUAAAGCUAAGGCAAAGCAGCAGCCAAAGGAGGAACCAGUUGCUGCACCUAAACCAGAUGCUGCUGCUCAGAAGACUGAGAAGAAGGCUAAAGAGGCAGUGAAAGUAAAGAACGUUGCUGUUGCUGAUGAGGAUGAGGAUGAUGAAGUGUAUGGUCUUGGAAAGCCCCAGGAGGAGAAGAAGGUAGAUGAAGCGGCGUUGAGAGAGAUGAGAAAGCAAGAGGAGAUUGCUAAAGCCAAGCAAGCCAUGGAAAGGAAAAAGAAGCAGGCAGAGAAAGCUGCUGCUAAAGCUGCUAAAAGAGCUCAAAUGGAAGCUGAGAAGAAAGAGAAAAAGGAGCGAGAGAAGAAGGCCAAGAAGAAUGGAGGCGAGGCGGUCUCUGAGGAAGUUCCUGAAGCUUCUGAGGCUGAGAAGGAGGAGAUUGAAGCACCAGUGGAGGAGAAACCACUGAAGGAGAAAGUGUUAAAGGAGAAACCAGUAAGGAACAGGAUCCGCACUAGAGGAGGACCAGAGACGCUCCCAAGAGCAAUCCUCAAGCGUAAGAAGGCGACUAACUACUGGAUUUAUGCUGCUCCAGCUGUUGUUGUGGUACUGAUGCUUCUUGUCUUGGGUUACUACUACGUUCUCUAG
Messenger RNA from Eruca vesicaria subsp. sativa (arugula), 1950 nucleotides. The record is from the annotation of a GenBank genome assembly. Lineage: Eukaryota; Viridiplantae; Streptophyta; Magnoliopsida; Brassicales; Brassicaceae.